Vicia villosa (hairy vetch) is the source of this 648-nucleotide messenger RNA. RefSeq lists its product as uncharacterized. Bases 1 to 648 code for a protein of 215 amino acids. The record is from RefSeq and is a predicted model, not a curated record. Gene Ontology annotation, biological process: base-excision repair. Gene Ontology annotation, molecular function: DNA binding; phosphoric diester hydrolase activity; endonuclease activity. Gene Ontology annotation, cellular component: nucleus. The transcript has a single exon. Lineage: Eukaryota; Viridiplantae; Streptophyta; Magnoliopsida; Fabales; Fabaceae.
AUGAUUAUUGUAUCUUUUAAUAUUAGAGGUGGGGGAAACGCUCUCAAGAGAAGGAGAAUUAGUUCUAUUUUAAAGAAGGGCGAUGCAGACAUUGUGUUGAUACAAGAAACAAAAUUGACAAAUAUGGAGGAUUUCGUAGCUAAGAGUAUGUGGAGUAACACGGAUGUUGGCUUUUCUUUUACUAACACCGUAGGUAUGUCGGGAGGAAUAUUGACUUUAUGGAGGACGGAAAGAGUGGAGGUAAUACAUAGUUUCAAAGGAGAAGGGUAUAUAGGCAUAAAAGUGUUUUGGAAGGGUAAUAUUUACUACGUGGUGAGUGUUUACUCAUCUUGUCUUCUUUUUAAGAAAAAAGAGUUGUGGGAGAAUUUAGUGCAUGUGAAGUCUUCUUUCACGGAUGGUAAUUGGAUUAUAGGCGGGGAUUUCAAAGCAAUUAAAAAUAGUAGCAAGAGGAAAGGUAGGAUGGGGAGGGAGGUGGAUAAUGGGGCGGAUCAUUUUUGGAAAUUCAUUGACGAUAUGGAUUUGGUGGAUGUGCCGUGUAAAGGGAAGAGGUUUUCGUGGUAUAGCGGGAAUGGGAUGGCUAUGAGUAGAAUCGAUCGGUUCCUAGUGUUGGAUGUGAUUGUUAAUAGAUGGGGGUGGUGGGUCAAUUAG